Messenger RNA from Microthlaspi erraticum, 654 nucleotides. Lineage: Eukaryota; Viridiplantae; Streptophyta; Magnoliopsida; Brassicales; Brassicaceae. The record is from the annotation of a GenBank genome assembly.
AUGGCGGCGUAUAGAGCUGACGACGAUUACGAUUUCCUCUACAAGGUGGUGCUAAUUGGGGAUUCCGGCGUCGGCAAAUCUAACCUCCUUUCUCGAUUCACCCGCAACGAGUUCAGCCUCGAGUCUAAAUCCACGAUCGGCGUCGAAUUCGCCACCCGUAGCAUCCGCGUCGAUGAAAAAAUCGUCAAGGCUCAGAUUUGGGACACCGCUGGUCAGGAGAGAUACCGAGCAAUCACAAGCGCGUACUAUAGAGGAGCGGUAGGGGCUUUGCUUGUGUACGAUGUAACACGUCAUGUGACGUUUGAGAACGUUGAGAGAUGGCUCAAGGAGCUUAGAGACCACACAGACGCCAACAUUGUCAUCAUGCUGGUUGGGAACAAGGCUGAUCUGCGUCACCUGAGAGCUGUUUCCACGGAAGACGCCAAGGCCUUUGCGGAGAGAGAGAACACCUUCUUCAUGGAGACGUCUGCGCUCGAGGCGUUGAACGUUGAGAAUGCUUUCACUGAAGUGCUUUCUCAAAUAUACCGUGUGGCGAGCAAGAAGGCGCUGGAUAUAGGAGAUGAUCAUGCUACUCUUCCUAAAGGACAGAGUAUCAAUGUUGGGUCUAAGGACGAUGUUUCUGAGGUCAAGAAGGUCGGUUGCUGCUCUAGUUGA